AUGGCUGCGCAAUGCGACGCGGCCAUUAUACAAGGCUUUUCAGGUGCCAUUUCACGGGAGUGCAUCCCGAAAACUGGCGGUGUUGACACCUCGAUACUACCUACUCCCGCAAACACUCCAUCAACGACUCCCGAUUUUGCAAUGAAGCUUGCCAAGCACAACCUGACGGAGGCUGAUUUGCAGAACGUGCAUGAUCUGUUGAUAGACAUCGCGAAAGCAGGAGGCAAGAUCAUGAUGGAAGCUGAGCACGAGUUCUUGAUCGCUGCGGCUGCCAAGAACAACACAGCGGACCUUGUUACGCAAUACGACAAGCAGAUUGAGGAGACGGUUGAGCACCGUGUUUUAGAAGCAUAUCCCACUUUCGACUUCCUGGGCGAAGAGAGCUUCAAGCAUGGUCAGAAGCUCGCAAACCGACCGACAUUUGUCGUAGACCCAAUCGAUGGAACGCUCAACUUUUCUAAAGGUGUGCCGAACUCUGCAGUGUCUUUGGCACUUACUGUCGACAAGAAGCCUGUGGUUGGUAUUGUUUACAAUCCCUUCCGAGGCGACAUGUACACCGCUAUCAAGAAUCGCGGCGCGUUUCUCACCAAGAUGCAUACCGGCGCUCGCUUCAAGCUUCCACUGCAGCCAGUACCACCUCCCAUGCCAUCUCUACGCUUCUGUCUAGUUGCAGUGGAGUGGGGCAAUCAACGCCAUGGUCCCAACUGGGAAUUGAGAACAGAUAUCCAUAAGAAGCUCUUGACAGACAAGAAGGAAGGUGGUGCUUUCUGCAAGUCCAUUCGCUCCAACGGCUCCGCAGCCCUGGACUUCUGCUAUGUUGCUCAAGGCAUGCUUGAUUGUUUCUGGGAGGGUGGAGUGUGGAUUUGGGACGUAGCAGCUGGAUGGUGCAUUCUCGAGGAGGCUGGCGGCAUCGUAGCAUCCGCAAAUCCUGGAGAUUGGGACCCGACGCUCGAGGGUCGUCUGUACUUUGCUGUUCGCCACGCUAAGCGUGAAGAACAGAAGGCCAUUGUUGAUGAGCUGUGGGACAUCAUGGGCGACCGUAAGUUCGUCUACUAG
Molecule: messenger RNA, 1056 nt
Organism: Parastagonospora nodorum SN15
Lineage: Eukaryota; Fungi; Ascomycota; Dothideomycetes; Pleosporales; Phaeosphaeriaceae
Exons: 2
Coding region: 1-1056 (351 amino acids)
Biological process (GO): inositol metabolic process; phosphatidylinositol phosphate biosynthetic process; signal transduction
Molecular function (GO): inositol monophosphate 1-phosphatase activity
Source: RefSeq, a predicted model, not a curated record